Molecule: messenger RNA, 2157 nt
Organism: Klebsormidium nitens
Lineage: Eukaryota; Viridiplantae; Streptophyta; Klebsormidiophyceae; Klebsormidiales; Klebsormidiaceae
Source: the annotation of a GenBank genome assembly
AUGGAGACCCGAGAGUGGUCCUUCCUCCUGGACAUGGCGUGCGCAUCCGAGAUCGCAUAUUGGCCCUUGAAAAAGAUUCUCGACCACUGGUUCACCAGAUUGGGUUCCAGGCGCAUCCAGCGAGGUCCUCGACAUAAGGACGACGUCGUGCGCACACAGGUGGUCGAUCUCAUGUGCAAAUCGGAAAGAAUGCCCCGGAGGACGGAGGAAGCGACCAUGGAUGCCGUGAUGGUGAGCAUAGAGUACUCGGGGGCUCUCGUCCUCGCUUUCCGAGGAACGGAGACCAUCGAGAACGUGCUCACCAAUACUAAGACUAAUCUGGGCGCCAUCAAUGCGAACAUCGCGACGGGCAUAAUGGUGCACCGGGGCUUUCAGAUGCAUCAUCGCACGCUCAUGAAGGCCGUCAUAGAUGAGAUAACGCGCUACGUGCACGGCGAAGGCGAUGACGUUAUCUUCACCGGCCACAGCCUCGGAGCCUCCGCCUGCCUGAUGUCCGCAUUCGCAUGCGCGAUCGAUCCGGUGAUAAGCGACUUCAUGAAACACGUGCGAGUCAGGUGCAUCACGUUCGGCUCUCCGAAGAUCGGAACGCGCGACUUCUCGGAGUGGUCCGACGACCUCGUGCCCGAUACCAUCAGAGUCGUGAACGGCGGGGACAUAGUGACGAAGCUUCCCAGGCAUAUGUAUCACACCAUCGAGAACGUGCUCAUCGACACUAAGACUGAUCUGGGCGCCAUCAAUGCGAACAUCGCGACGGGCAUAAUGGUGCACCGGGGCUUUCAGAUGCAUCAUCGCACGCUCAUGACGGCCGUCAUAGAUGAGAUAACGCGCUACGUGCACGGCGGAGGCGACGACGUUAUCUUCACCGGCCACAGCCUCGGAGCUUCCGCCUGCCUGAUGUCCGCAUUCGCAUGCGCGAUCGAUCCGGUGAUAAGCGACUUCAUGAAAAAUGUGCGAGUCAGGUGCAUCACGUUCGGCUCUCCGAAGAUCGGAACGCGCGACUUCUCGGAGUGGUCCGACGACAUCGUGCCCGGUACCAUCAGAGUCGUGAACGGCGGGGACAUAGUGACGAAGCUUCCCAGGCAUAUGUAUCACGUAGGGAGAGUCGUCGACUUAGCGAACGCGAGAGCACCACCUUGUCUGAAAUGCCAUAAGCUCGAGAAUUACAUCGUCGCCCUCGUAAAGAGACUGCCGGGGAUCCUCGUAGCACAAGUAGAGGACUCCGAAUAUAUUAGGAGCCGGAUGGGACUGUUCGGGAAGAACAAAAAGUCCGUCAACGCAACGCUGAACGCACUGUCCGAAACUUUCCUCAAUAGCGUGGUGGAGGUGAAGAACUCAUGCCAUGCCUCAUCCUCCGCAUCGAACAUCGUGAACGUCAUAGCGCAAGGCACCGCCGACAACGCGAAGGCCGUGCUCGAUUGCAUGGCGGUCGCCGGCAAGUUCGGCUUCGAUCCGAGCAAGUGCUCCUCCUUCGUGGCCACCAACAAAAUCGGGAGCAUCAAGCAAGGCAUCAAGGUCAACCUCACGUCGGACUGCAAGCUCGAUUCGACCGACGUGAAGAACCUCCAGGCGAACAUGGAGAAUGCGCUGACGCAAAAAAACGACCAGGUCAACGACGGGGUGGCCACCGCUUUGAACGACCUGGUCAACGUGCUGGGCGGAAGCGAUUCAAGCAAGACGUAUAGUCAAUCGGUACACGACAUGGUGCAGAGGUCCUUCACCACCGAUGUGGUGAACGAAACCAUCACGAACCUCACGGGUAGCAACAUUUUGAGCAUUGCCGCGAUCGGCUUGGCGUAUCAAGAGGUAGGCGGGGUGGAGAUGUCCAUAGAGUCGACCGCCAUGGUGUCGGCCAUGACGAAGAACAAGACCAUCGCGGACGCGCUCGAUACGUUCAAACAGAAAGUGGAUCAGGAUAACAGCGAGCAGACAAAGGGCCUCACGGAUAUCAUCGAUUCCGUGGGGGCCACCGUGGGAGGCAUAUUCAAGACGAUGAGUUGGGUGUGGAUAGCGGUCGUAUGCGUCGGGGGAGUGAUCGUCUUAUGGGGUCUAUGGGUGGGUCUCAGAUUCCUCCUAUCUCCUGCUGGGCAAGACGGUGCUCGAGAGAUCGCAAAAGCGGGGGCCGAUAAGAUACGGGACACUCCUAUCAUUCCUGUCUAG